AUGCCACCGUGCCGGCACCGUGGCUGGCUUGAGGUCGCCGACGGCCACGACACUCUCGCGUCCAAUGGCCACGGCUUUACCCUCCAUGUUUCCGACCGGCUCGAUCGCUUGGUGGAGGGACUCCCUUAUCCGCCGGAACAGCGGCCGAGUCUCGUCUUGAUGCUAGGUGCCAUCCGAAGGGACAAGGCACUACGGGCUCUCCAAGGUUCAAGAGGAGAGUGUGUUCGUGAUUUCAGCCACCACGCGGAUGUAGAAUUAGUACUCGACUCACGCACUAGAUCCUCUCAGCGGCCCAUAUUAUUCGCUAGUGGACACCAGACUAAAGGCCUGAGUUCGUCUGAGGCAGGGACCGUGGCCAGAUGUCACCGCACCUUAGAUUUGGAUAUGGCCGACGCCCACGGGACGUCGUGGUCCCAGGCGGGGAAGUGGCCGGCUGACCUUCUGAGCGCUCGACUUGUCGCGCCGUUGGCCGACGUCGUGUGUGUUUUCCUGUCAGACUUCUCAAGUCUAGAGAAGGCGUCAGAGCGACUCGAGGCAUGGAUUCGACUAGGAGCACCUUCGUCGCUUCCCGAUUCCGUUCGACCCUAUCUGAUCCUAGUAGAAGACGAGGUACCGACACGCCGGCGACGUGCGGACGUGGUGCGCGAACGGCUAUCACGGUGGUGCCAGGGCUCGAUCGCCAGUGUUUUCUCAGGGCAGAUCACGGUUGAGCUGCCGAAGCACUGUUCUUCCAGGCGAUCCCGUGAGUAUGCCCCACUUAGGAAGGCCAUUCAGGACCAGGUGCAACAGUCGGAGCGCGCUCGACAGGAAACCGGAACUCUCUUUUCCGCCCGUCAUAUGGCCGCGUUCUUUAACCGCCAACUCGGUCACUUCCGCAGUGCCCGUCUCGAACCCUUCAACUUCCUUCACGCGACGCGCCUCCACGAUCCUGUCCCGGGUCAGCUAAGUGACUCAUUGGCAGAUUUCAUAAAAGACUUCCGGACUCGCGGCAGUCUAUCGUGCCUGGCGGUGCCUCUCGUGGCGGCGUGCCUUUUCCUCAAUCACUACUGCACCACAAGGUCUCUUUUUCAGCCGGCGGACGUCUUUGCCGCGUUCUAUGCGGGCCCCUGCCUCGCCGCCUUCGAGCGCACUGCGCCUGGUCGAGGCGAGGGCAGUCUCUCCCCUCAAACUUUAAGAUACCUGACAGAGGAGAAGUUUAGGGCUCUAUUCGAGACCUGGCAGGCGGGCUCAGCCGGUGUGAGGGAGCUACAUCGGCGAUGCCUGCGACGCCUCAAAGGGCACUGGCAGAAAUACCGCACCGAACUGGCCUGCCGUCGCUGUCUCGUCGCGUGGGCCCCAGAAUAUCGGUUGACAUGUGGUCAUCGAUUAUGCGAGGCUUGCGUGCGAGCGGAAGGCACGAAUUCGAAGACCGAUCCAUGCACGUAUCGCAUCGCAACUUGUCCUUUAUGUGGCAGCGACACCGGGGAAGCGGUGAUCUACGUGAAACCGACCUUAAGCGGCCACCGCAUCUUGAGUAUCGAUGGUGGAGGCUGCCGGGGCAUCAUUCCUCUCACAUUCUUAGGGGAGUUAGAACAACGUCUCGGCAUUCCCGGAAUCGCACAUCGAGCAUUUGAUAUUGUCUUCGGGACGAGCUCGGGUGGAAUUGACUGUGUCGGUGUCUUUCACCAAGGAUGGUCGAUUCGACACUGUCAGACCCUAUUCCAGAGUGUCGCCCGUAACAUCUUCGUCCGCCAGGUAACACGCCGUCCUCGGGUGAUGCCGAACGUCCAACAAGCGGUGGUGAACUUCCUCCGGGAGACCCUAUAUCCCGCUGAAGUCAUCAAUCGCGCCUUACAGUCCGCAUUUGGUCUCGCGACCCUCCUUGAUGAUCCGACUUCCUUCGCCGCCCGGUACGGUAUUAAACUAGGCCUGACCGCCGCCACAGUCGGCGGACCUAUGCAGAAAAUUCUAUUUACCAAUUACAAUGGCUUUGGCCAUCGACUCAAGGAAUGCGGUACGGAUCGCCUCCUUUCAUAA
This is a messenger RNA of Cladophialophora immunda, 2016 nucleotides long. RefSeq lists its product as uncharacterized. The record is from RefSeq and is a predicted model, not a curated record. Lineage: Eukaryota; Fungi; Ascomycota; Eurotiomycetes; Chaetothyriales; Herpotrichiellaceae. Bases 1 to 2016 code for a protein of 671 amino acids. The transcript is spliced from 3 exons. Gene Ontology annotation, biological process: arachidonate metabolic process. Gene Ontology annotation, cellular component: membrane.